AUGGAAGAGCGUUGCUCUGUGAAUAGCCCACGACGGAUUCUGAGCUUCUCCAAGACCCGGGCAGCCAACGUCUCCUUCUCCGACGCCGAUCACCGCUCCCAGACCGAAUUAGGCGUCUCCGGCGAGCACGGCCCCAAACUCUCUGAGGUUUAUGGAUUCGUCGGAUCCAUCACCACCGUUGUUUUUACAGUCAUAUUCAUCGUGUGGGCGUAUGUUCCUGACCAUUGGUUGCAUUCUAUCGGGAUCUAUUACUAUCCAAGCAGGUAUUGGGCUUUGGCGGUGCCAACUUACGUGAUGGUGACGAUUGUGCUGGCCAUCACAUUUUAUAUUGGCAUGAACUUUAUGGCAACUCCUCCUCCUACCUCCUUAAAUAUAAUGUUUGAUGAAUUUAGUAGGGAAAUGCUGAGCAAUGUCCCUUUUGUAGAUGAUGACGAGCAGCCAAUUGAGCCUAUAUCUGACAUAGGCAUUAACAGAAUUAACAAAAUCAUGUUCGACAGCUUCAAAUGAAGGUGUUUGAUUUGAUGAGAUCAUUCUACAUGUAUCUAAAGUUAGAUUGUAGGACUUUCUCAUUUUUCCAGUUACCUCGUAGAGUUUAUGAAACAAAAUUAGACCAA
Salvia hispanica is the source of this 614-nucleotide messenger RNA. Lineage: Eukaryota; Viridiplantae; Streptophyta; Magnoliopsida; Lamiales; Lamiaceae. The record is from RefSeq and is a predicted model, not a curated record.